AUGGCUUCUGUUAUUGUUAAACCUCCUGGAGAAAUGGGGGCCGACAUUGUUGUGGGAUCGGCCCAGCGUUUUGGUGUGCCAUUAGGAUUUGGAGGGCCUCAUGCUGCAUUUUUUGCAGUUAGGGAGGGGCUUAAGCGAUGGAUGCCGGGGCGCAUCAUUGGCGUAAGCAAGGACUCGGCCGGUGAUCCAUCGGUGCGUAUGGCACUUCAGACGCGGGAGCAACAUAUUAAGCAUGAACGCGCCACAUCCAAUAUUUGCACCGCACAGGCGCUUUUAGCAAACGUUGCGGCUUUUUACGCUAUUUACCACGGCGCCGAAGGCCUCAGGGAAAUCGCUAGGGAGAUGCACGACAAGGCUAAAAUACUCUCUGUUGGUUUAGAGUCUGCGGGGCAUUCAGUGGUAAAUGACACAUUUUUUGACACCCUCACCGUAAGUUUAAAGGGCAUCACGCCAGAGGACUACAUGACACGUUGUGUGGAAAAGGGCAUUAAUAUUUUUGCCAACUAUAGUAAAGGUACCGUCUCCUUCUCCGUGGAUGAGGCUACUACGGAGGGCCAUGUCGUGUCACUGUUGGAGGCGGCGGGUCUAACACUUCCUGUGAUAAGCGUCCUAUCAAAACUCGCAGAACAAAAGAGGGCGUUGCCGUUGCCAAUGUUGAGAACCUCCACCUUUCUUUGCCAGGGAACCUUCCAAAGGAACAAAAGUGAGAGUGAACUUAUGCGGUAUAUUCACCGGCUUGAACGUAAAGAUUAUGGUCUCACGCACGGUUGUGUGCCCUUGGGUUCUUGCACCAUGAAACUUAACCCAGCUGCCGCUAUGCUGCCCUUGUCGUGGUCAGAGUUUACCAACCUUCACCCCCUUGCACCCACGGAGCAAACUCGGGGGUAUAGUGCGUUAUGCCUGGAUAUGGAGCAAAAAAUACGGGAUAUCACCGGUUUGGACGCCGUCUCACUUCAGCCAAAUAGUGGUGCUCAAGGUGAGUACGCUGGUCUUCGUGUGAUUCGCGCGUACCACCACACAAAAAAAGAAGGUCAUCGCAACGUUUGCCUGAUUCCAGAAAGCGCUCACGGCACAAACUUUGCUUCGGCUCUUUUGGCAGGAAUGAUGAUUGUUAAGGUGAGAUGCUUGGCCAAUGGCAGCAUUGACAUGAGUGAUUUGGAAAAUUCUUGCAAAAAGUAUAAAAAUACUCUCUCGUGCAUUAUGGUAACAUAUCCAAGUACAUACGGUUUGUUUGACAGGGACAUCUUGACCAUAACGUCCAUGGUGCACUAUUAUGGAGGGCAAUGCUACGUUGAUGGUGCAAACAUGAAUGCCAUGGUGGGCUAUACGGCGCCUGGAUACAUUGGGGGAGAUGCCUGCCAUGUUAACCUUCACAAGACGUUUUCCAUUCCUCACGGUGGCGGUGGUCCAGGCAUGGGACCCAUCGCCGUUCGUCAACACCUUGCUCCUUUUUUGCCUGAUUCCGUUUUUGUUCAAAAUAUUGGCGGCUCACAACCUUUUGGCCAAGUCUCUCAAGCAGCAUACGGAUCGGCAUCCAUUCUUACAGUGUCGUACAUGCUGAUGAUGAUGCUCGGUUCACAUGGACUGAAGAAGUGCACGGAGUACGCUAUUCUCAAUGCCAACUAUUUGAAGAGGCGUCUUGAGGGUCACUACCCAAUCCUUUUUCUAGGGGAAAAAGAGCUUUGCGCGCACGAGUUUAUUAUUGAUUUACGGCCGUUCAAAAAAACGGCGCAAAUAGAAGCCGAAGAUGUGGCCAAACGUCUUAUGGAUUACGGCCUUCACGCACCUACUCUGGCGUUUCCAGUUGCGGGAACACUCAUGAUUGAACCUACAGAGUCAGAGUCCAAGCGAGAGAUAGAUCGUUUGGCGGAUGCACUAAUUUCUAUUCGUGCGGAAAUUGCGGCCAUCGAGAGGGGUGAACAGAGCACAGCGAACAACAUUCUCAAGAAUGCCCCGCACACGGCAAAGUGUGUUACUUCAGAUGACUGGGACAGGACAUAUACCCGAAGGGCUGCAGCAUUCCCUUCAAGCUACUCCUACAUGGAAAAGUUUUGGCCUUCCGUUGGCCGCAUAAAUGGGACCUAUGGGGAUCGGAACUUGAUGUGUAGUUGCGCUUCUCUUGAUUUGUAUGAAUAA
Molecule: messenger RNA, 2136 nt
Organism: Trypanosoma rangeli
Lineage: Eukaryota; Euglenozoa; Kinetoplastea; Trypanosomatida; Trypanosomatidae
Product: putative glycine dehydrogenase
Exons: 1
Coding region: 1-2136 (711 amino acids)
Biological process (GO): glycine decarboxylation via glycine cleavage system
Cellular component (GO): glycine cleavage complex; mitochondrion
Molecular function (GO): pyridoxal phosphate binding; glycine dehydrogenase (decarboxylating) activity; glycine binding
Source: RefSeq, a predicted model, not a curated record